Messenger RNA from Drosophila montana, 1701 nucleotides. RefSeq names its product transmembrane protein 135. The transcript is spliced from 4 exons. The record is from RefSeq and is a predicted model, not a curated record. The coding region runs from base 1 to 1368 and encodes 455 amino acids. NCBI's taxonomy places the organism in Eukaryota, Metazoa, Arthropoda, Insecta, Diptera, Drosophilidae.
AUGGGCGUUCAAAGCAAGCUGCUUGAUCCGCUGUGCGUUACCUGCCAGGAGUUUCAGCAUCCCUGGACGGAUAAGUGCGUAAAUGCCACGGCGGGCAUAUUGCUAUCAGCUACGCCCUAUUGUUUGCGUGUCUACACAAUCGUCUACGCCUUUUCAUUGCUGAUGCGCCAACGUAUACCAACGCUGGAGGACUUAAAGCGCACGCUGCUAGGCAUCAUGCAGUCCACAGCCUUUCUGGUGACCAAUGCCUACACCUUUAUCCUGUACAAUUGCUUGCUGCGCAAUCUACUGGGUCGCUAUUACUUUGGCACUGUUGCCUUUUUGCCCUCGUUUCUGUCUUCGCUCACAGCCAUUAUGGUGGAGCGCCCGGCGCGCCGUCCGCUGCUGACGCUCUAUGUUGCCAAUGUUGCCACGGAAGCACUCUGGAAAAUGGCAGAAUCUCGGAACUGGGUGCGUUCGGUGGCUCAUGGCCAGACAAUUAUAUUUGCCUGCAGCAUGUCGGUACUUUUGUACUUGUACCGCAUAAGCGCAAACGACGACUCCAUCUUCAAUAUACUACGCAUUUUUGUGGGCAAAGAGGAGGCCGGUCCGGUGGUGAUUUCCGAGCCCCUGGCAUCCGGCGAGCAGCCGGCACCCUCACGCCGUCGACCCAGCGUCAGAUUCGCCACCACCGCCGAUUGGGUGCGUGUCUACACCAACCUAAUCCACGCCAAGCAUGAAAGCUGCCGCCAUAAGCAGAGCUGCCCCAGCUAUGCCAUAUUGGGUGGCUUGCGUCCCUUUGCGGGCGGCGUGGCGCUGCAAGUGGCAUUAAAGCUGGUGAUGAAUAUGAAAACAAUAUUCCAAGGUCGUAUGCCGUGGCGCAAACAAAUCUUCAACAGGGGCACAUUACAGCUGGGCAUCUUCAUGGGCAGCUUCUCCUUCCUUUACAAGUCCAUGUCCUGCCUACUGCGCCACUGCUUCAAUCGGGAUCACGCUCUAUUUUCAGUACCUUCAGGUCUGGUGGCCUCAUUGGCCUUCACCCAAUAUCCAGACAAUACAGUCGCCUUGUACGUCAUGUGGAAGGCCAUACAAAUACUCGCCACCAUGGGCCAAGAGCGGGGCAUUCUUCCACGCAUUCCCAACUUUAUGCUUUACACUUAUGCCUUCUUCACAGCUGUGCUCUUCCAUGCAGGCAUUAUUGAGGCGCAGUCGCUGCGACCCAACUACUACAAAUUUUUGCAGGCCAUAUCGGGCGAGAGGCUAAACAAAUUCAAUUUGAGCGCCUUCGACGUUUUUGGCCUGAAUACUCAGCAGCAGACGAACGAAAUGCUGAAAAGCUUGAAAAUCAUUGACAAAAAGACGCUGCCCGCUUUUGCGUUUGCCUCCUGAGCUAACCCACGGUUAAUGUAGAACUAAAUCGAGCUACAGAAGUGUCAACACAAUAAGUCUCAGCACUUAAAGUGCGCAUAUUUAGCGUGAAAUACGCGCCUCUCAAUUACCAUAAUAUUCAUAGUGUGAAUCUAUAUAUAUAUAUAUAUAUAUAUAUAUGUAAGUAUCUAAGAAACCCAAUUCUACUAUACGCCGCACUCGUGGGCGUGUGUAUAUCCAUCGCGCGUGCAGGUUAAACAAACUAGUUAGUAUGGGGUAUAUUGACAAACUAAUUGAGUGUUUUUAUUUUUGUUAUCAAAGUUUAAUAAAAAGCAAUUUGGCUUUAGCUCUUAA